Messenger RNA from Pseudomassariella vexata, 993 nucleotides. RefSeq names its product dolichyl-diphosphooligosaccharide-protein glycotransferase. The record is from RefSeq and is a predicted model, not a curated record. The coding region runs from base 1 to 993 and encodes 330 amino acids. Gene Ontology annotation, cellular component: oligosaccharyltransferase complex. The transcript has 4 exons. Lineage: Eukaryota; Fungi; Ascomycota; Sordariomycetes; Amphisphaeriales; Pseudomassariaceae.
AUGCGCUGGCUUUCGAUUCUACUGUCUUUGGCCCUGCCAUUGGGGUCUCUCGCUGCCAAGAAGUCGCUGGAUGUCGACCGAUUCACCGAGUUUCAUAACAAGGCGCUCGUUUCGAACCCAGUGAAGCUGUCCGAUACUUCCUACAAGAAGUUGACCUCGACCCCUCGAAACUACACGGCAGCAGUUCUCUUGACCGCACUGGACAAUCGAUUCGGAUGUCAGCUGUGUCGCGAGUUCCAGCCUGAAUGGGAUAUCUUGUCUAAGAGCUGGAUCAAGGGCGACAAGAAGGGCGAGUCCCGAACUGUCUUCGCUACAUUGGACUUCUCUGAUGGACGAGACACGUUCAUGUCGUUGGGUCUCCAAACAGCUCCUGUCCUCCUUCUCUUCCAGCCCACCACGGGUCCUCAUGCCGUGUCCUCGGCCGAACCGAUUCGCUACGACUUCACCAACGGUCCCCAAGUUGCAGAACAGGUGCAUGCAUGGGUUGCGCGUCACCUCCCUGAUAGACCCCACCCUGCAGUCAGCCGCCCAGUCAACUACGUUCUAUGGGUGGUCACCAUUGUCAGCAUGCUUGGUGGUGCUGGUGUCCUCUUCAAGUUGUGGCCCUGGAUCCUCCCCGUCAUCACAAACCGCAACGUCUGGGCGGGCAUCAGCCUGAUGGCCAUCCUUUUGUUCACUGGUGGCCAGAUGUUCAACGUGAUUCGCAAAGUGCCCUAUGUCGCUUCCGAUGGACGUGGAGGCAUCAGUUACUUCUCUGGUGGUUUCCAAAACCAACUAGGCAUGGAGACUCAGAUCGUUGCCGGCGUUUAUGGAAUACUCUCAUUCGCUGUGAUCUCCCUCAUCAUCAAGGCUCCGAGGAUAGUCGAUUCAAAGCUCCAGCAGGUCACCGUUAUCAUCUGGAGUGCCGUCAUUUUCCUCGUUUACGGGUUGCUUCUCUCCAUCUUCCGCGUCAAGAAUGGCGGGUACCCCUUCUCGCUGCCUCCCUUCAUGUGA